UCGUGAGCCGUCGUCCGAAGCGUACGGGUACACUCGGACGUCGUCGUCGUUUCCUAUUGUUGUCACGCUUCCAAAUACGAUUUUCCGAUCGAUUUUUUUUUAUUGUUGUCGUUGGGAAAAGGUGAAUUGUGCAUACCACCGUGUGCGGUAUUUGUCGGUAUAAGCGUUGAUGUUUUUACAAGUGUUUCGGUCACCAACGCGCGCGUGACAUUGUCAUCAUCGAAGUGAUUAUAGCCGGAGAAAAGUGUGAUAUCGAGAAAUUCGGUCCAUUUGGAUAAUAAAUUUUAUUUAUUGGACCGGAUUGUUGUGGUUUGUCAAAAGAGCGGAAAGUUUCGGUGCAGCCGGCAGUUAACGUGCGGCUUUUGCGAUAUAACCGGCAGAAGAUUGCCGCAAAGGAGAAUGCAAUCGAAAUGUAAUGAUAAAUGAUUGAUUGAAUGUUUUUCAGUGCUGAAGUGCUCACUUGAUGUGGCCAAAGUGCUCAUGCUGAGAAGUGUUGUGGAGUUCACUCUGCGUGAUCGCGUAUUGUGCAUAUGUAUGCAAAAUAAUUGCGUUAAAAUUGCUUGACCAAUUGCCGCGAUGAAAAGGUGCAGUUGAGUAGAAGAGAAUUCCAAGCAAAUCGUCCAGAGGUGCGAAAGUUUCGAGAAAGUGAUGAAGCACAAAGCGAUGAUAAGUGUGAGGUGAAAAUUACUUGAAAUGAUUUUCGGGAAUGUUGUGAAAAGUGAAUGAAAGGAAAGAUGAAAAAUCACGGCUUCCGAUUGGCAGCGGUACAAGUGAUGUGAAGCGGAAAUAUUUUGAAUUGAUAUCGCCCAGUCACGUCAAGUUCAAAGCUACCUCAACUGGUAAAAUGGUGAUUCGGUCUCGGUUUGUGUGUGCGAUUAAUUAGCUAAUUGGAUGCAGUAACGGAGUCCAGCUAACCAGUUCAGUGUCGUUUGAUCGAGGCAAAGCCAGCUCACGCAAGCAGGAGAUUAAGUGAAAAGGCAAAUCCAAGCAGCAGCAGCAGUGGCGGUCAUUAACGUAGAUUAGCUAAACGUUCAGUUGUCACGAAAACGUGACUUCUACAGGGCACGAAAGAGGAGAAAGAAAGAAGAAAAAAAAAGGUUGUGGACAAAGUGAGUGAAAGCCUGCUUCGCUGGAACAGGAAUCUUGUAGUAGGCGUUGGGUUGACAAGUUGACAAGAACGUAUCAUCAUGCCGCAUCCAAUGUCACCACAGUCACCGACGCCGACGUUGCUAAGCAGCAGUCGUGGUAGCAGCAUGCACAUCGAAUACGACUAUGAUGAACCGAAGCCGGCAAAGAAAAUCCUGGCCAAAGCCAUCUACGAUAACAUCGCCGAGAGCACCGACGAGUUGGCCUUCCGCAAGGGCGACAUUCUGACGGUCAUCGAAACGGACACCAGCGACCUCAAGGGGUGGUGGCUGUGCCAGCUGCGGGGACGACAGGGUAUCUGUCCCGGGAACAGACUGAAAAUCAUCCAACCACAUGAUUCCGGCUGUUUCACCCUCUCGCCGGCUUCGUCCCCAUGUCCCUCGAUUGGGCCCUGUACCAAUCUCAACAGUCCGGUCCCGAGCGACAUCUACGAGAACACCACUACGGCAUCGAGCAUUUCGUCGGCCACGUCCAUGCCGACUCCGGGAUCCAAGCACCAAAAGUAUCAGCAGCACCAGGGCAAGCGGAGAUCCUGGCACAUAAAUCCCAACAAGGUCCUAACACCUCAAAAAUGUGGAGACGUCUAUCUGUAUGAUCUGCUACCAACCCCCACAAGAGGAGGCAGCCCAUAUCAGCAUAGCGGUUCGGCCGACGCCCUCGAUACAUACGACGUCCCGAAGCCGGCGGUUCCCAUAAACUACGACACACCGCGAGCGUGGUCCCGGACGCCACCCUACUACACCCACCACAAUCCACACCACUCGCCGCACACACCGAGCUACGGUCAUCCCCACCGUCCCUAUCACUUUAGUAAUAGGAUGGAAGAGUCCUACGACACUCCGCGGCCGGUCAACAACCUUCUUGCUCAACAAAACCUUACUCCCAGCAGUUCCAAUUCCUCCUUGCUCACCUCGGACAGUCUGAGUCUGUCCUCAUCAAACAGAUCCUCCUUGGCCAACAUGCCCGAUUACGACGUUCCCCGGAGGAACCCCGUAUCGAUACGUUCCACCCCACCCCCUCCACAGCAUCCCGCGACGCCCCACUCGCAAACCAGCGGCAUCUUCAGCAGCAACCAUUCGAUGUCCAUAUCGUCGUUCUCCUCCAGCACUAGUACUUACGAUGUUCCUCAAACCCCGCUUCAUCAACAGCAGCCGCAGCAUCAGCACGUGCUAACUCCGCAAACGCCACUGCCAUCGAAGGAACUUCCUCUGGAGCUAUCGUCGGCGCUGGAAACCCUCGCUCGGUUACAGAAUGAAGCUACUUCCGCUGUUUCAAGACUACUUGGCUUCGUCUCCCCGAACUGGAGGACGAAGGAAAAGCUGGAUCCGAUUCUGAUGGAUCUCAAAUUGGCCGCUGUGCGGCUCCGUACUGCUCUGCACGACUUAGCCGAGUUCGGCGACGGCGCCCUCGGCAAUGCAACCAAAGCGGAAGAUAAAGGCCUAGCCCAGAAGCUUCGACCGCUGGUGAAAGCUUUACGCGACGCGGACAAACUCGUUCACGAAGCAUCACAGAACCUGGACAACCAAGGCUGGACCAUGGUGACACUCCAGCGGCCCGAGGCCACCCAGAAGCUUCAACAGCAGCUCCCGCCGGAUAGUUUGGACCAGCUGAUUGCGUGUGCUCAAACGUUGACCGAGGACGUCCGACAAACCGCUUCCUUCAUCCAGGGUAACGGAACGCUCCUGUUCAAACGGAGCACUUCUUCCUCCACGGCUACAACUCCGCAGACUCCAACCGGUCACGUUAAGAGCAUCAUCAACAACAACAGUAGCAGGACUAGCGGCCAGGGUGAAUGGCCCGAGGACUACGACUACGUCAGCCUGGAGUCGAAGGAAGCUACGGCCAAAUCCAACGCGGAGAUUCACGACGCGUUGCCUCAGGAUUUGAAGAAGAAUUUCGAAAACGUGGUGCGGAAUGCUGACGCAGCUGCGGCCGUCGGCAGUAGUGAGGCCAAGGAAGCCCUUGACCCGAACGAUAAAUCCGUACUGGUUUACUACGCGACCCAAACGGUGACCCACAUGGGCUACCUGACGCAGGCCAUCGACGCCUUCCUGCAAACCGUGGAGCACAACCAACCGCCAAAGUUCUUCCUGGCGUACGGGAAGUUUGUGGUGCUCAGCGCGCACAAUCUGGUCAACAUCGGGGACAUCGUGCACCGGAACGUUUCCCGGGAGAACGUCAAGACCCGGGUGCUGCAGUGUGCCGAUGCCCUGUCGGAAGCGCUGAAGACGUGCGUCGCCAAAACGAAGAAGGCGGCGCAGCACUUUCCCAGCGUGACAGCCGUGCAGGAGAUGGUUGACUCGGUGGUGGACAUUUCGCACCUGGCGAGUGACCUGAAGGUGGCCAUGUUGGAAGCGGUGCAGCAGUAAGAUGGGCGGGGUUUAUGAGGGGAAGUAGCGUACGUAGAAGUCGGUUAGGUCUCAACUUUUUGAACGUUUUCUUUGGGAAAUGGUUCUGAAUGGUUGGAUUGGUCAUUGGUUCAUUGGAAGAGCUUAUAACCUCCGAGGCCUUCCUCGGCGUUAGAGUCCGCGGCUACAGAGCAAAGCCAUGCUGAAGGUAUCUGGGUUUGAGUCCCAGUCGGU
Aedes aegypti (yellow fever mosquito) is the source of this 3728-nucleotide messenger RNA. RefSeq names its product breast cancer anti-estrogen resistance protein 1 (gene p130CAS). Gene Ontology annotation, molecular function: protein binding. Gene Ontology annotation, biological process: cell surface receptor protein tyrosine kinase signaling pathway; cell migration. Lineage: Eukaryota; Metazoa; Arthropoda; Insecta; Diptera; Culicidae. The transcript is spliced from 6 exons. The coding region runs from base 1188 to 3515 and encodes 775 amino acids. The record is from RefSeq and is a predicted model, not a curated record. Gene Ontology annotation, cellular component: cytoplasm; plasma membrane.